Bufo bufo (common toad) is the source of this 6465-nucleotide messenger RNA. It is a transcript of the gene CLASP1, whose product is annotated as cytoplasmic linker associated protein 1. Gene Ontology annotation, cellular component: spindle microtubule; microtubule organizing center; mitotic spindle. Bases 389 to 4951 code for a protein of 1520 amino acids. Gene Ontology annotation, biological process: mitotic spindle assembly. The record is from RefSeq and is a predicted model, not a curated record. The transcript has 40 exons. Lineage: Eukaryota; Metazoa; Chordata; Amphibia; Anura; Bufonidae. Gene Ontology annotation, molecular function: kinetochore binding; microtubule binding.
CAGUGAUUUUUUCUUUCAGCAGCCGGGGCGGGGAGACGGACGCAGACAAGCGGGUAGAGAGUGGAGCGAUGCGGCGGGGCCUGGAGCGGCUGCUGUAGUGCGAGGAGCGGCCUCCCCGUCAUCCUCUGUCAGGAUUUCGGCAGAACUAUGUACCUCGGGACCCGCGUCUCAGUGCCUCUCCCCUGAUUGCUGCAUAUUUACAUCCGGCUUUUAAUAUCCCAGCAGCUGCUCACAGACACAUGGUGGAUAGCUGUCAUUCCCUGGAUUGCCAAGCCCUCUCCAGCCCAUCUCACAGAAGAGACGACCACGAGGAUCUGAUCCCUGACGGAGCUGCUGCAGCCCCCUGGUUUGUCUCCUCCACUGGUGUGUGCUCCAGCGCCCCCUAACCAUGGAGCAAGGAAUGGAUUACUGGGUGGCCCAGAUACAACAGAAGGAUGUUAAUAAAAGGCUCCAAGUGGGACCAGACCUAAUAGAUUUCUUCUCAGAUCGGCAGAAGUCUGCGGACCUUGAACAGGACCAGACUCUGCUGGAUAGGAUGGUUGAUGGCCUCGCAACCUCCUGGGUCAACUCCAGCAAUUAUAAGGUCGCUCUGCUGGGGAUGGACAUCUUAUCAGCGCUGCUGACACGGCUGCAGGAUCGCUUCAAGUCGCAUAUUGGGACAGUUCUGCCCAGUCUGAUCGACCGAUUGGGGGAUGCGAAAGACUCGGUGAGAGAACAGGAUCAGACGCUGCUGGUGAAGAUGAUGGAGCAGUCGUCCAGCCCGCAGUAUGUCUGGGAUCGGAUGCUUGGAGGCUUUAAACACAAGAACUUCCGCACUCGGGAGGGCGUCUGCCUCUGCCUUAUCGCCACUCUUAACACAUAUGGAGCAAACAGCCUGACACUGAGCAAGUUUGUACCUCAUAUAUGUAACCUGCUUGGGGACCCCAAUAGCCAGGUCCGAGAUGCCGCAAUAAAUUGCCUGGUUGAAAUCUACAGACACGUUGGCGAGCGCGUGCGCUCCGACCUCAGCAAGAAAGGGCUCCCUCAGUCCCGACUGAAUGUGAUUUUCUCCAAAUUUGACGAAGUCCAGAGAUCGGGGGCCAUGAUCCAGUCGUCGCUGGAUAAAAACUUUGAUGAUGAAGAUUCUGUCGAUGGGAACAGGCAGUCAUCCGCCAGCUCCACUGCAUCCGCUAAAGUGCCACCAUCUGCCCGCAAACCGGUGACUAUGGGGACGGCUCGGAGGCCGGGGACGACUGCAGUGUCCACCAAAACUGCAGGACCCAAGGAAGGGGCCGGCGCCAUAGACGAGGAAGACUUCGUCAGAGCCUUCGAAGACGUCCCCACCGUGCAGAUCUACUCUGCCAGGGACCUGGAGGAACAAAUCAAUAAAAUCCGGGAAAUCCUGUCUGAUGAUAAGCAUGACUGGGAGCAGAGGAUCACCGCGCUUAAGAAGAUCCGCUCUUUGCUCUUGGCCGGAGCAGCAGAAUACGACAACUUCUUCCAGCACCUCCGUCUGCUGGAUGGAGCGUUCAAGCUUUCCGCCAAGGACUUGCGCUCCCAGGUGGUUCGAGAAGCCUGUAUCACCCUGGGGCACCUCUCGUCCGUCCUGGGGAAUAAAUUUGACCAUGGAGCUGAAGCCAUUAUGCCUACAGUUUUCAACUUAGUUCCCAACAGUACCAAAAUCAUGGCGACCUCUGGCGUGGUAGCCAUCCGGUUAAUAAUCCGUCAAACACAUGUCCCGAGGCUAAUACCGAUCAUUACGAGUAACUGCACCUCCAAGUCUGUGGCGGUUCGAAGACGUUGUUAUGAAUUUCUGGAUUUACUUCUACAAGAAUGGCAGACGCACUCACUGGAAAGGCACAUAUCGGUGUUAGCGGAAACCGUCAAGAAGGGAAUCCAUGAUGCAGACUCUGAAGCCAGAAUUGUCGCUCGAAAAUGUUACUGGGGUUUCCACAGUCACUUCAGUCGAGACGCAGAACAUUUAUACCACAAUCUGGAGUCCUCCUAUCAGAAGGCUCUUCAGUCUCAUCUCAAGAGCUCCGACAGCAUCGUCUCCCUCCCUCAAUCAGACCGCUCCUCAUCCAGCUCCCAGGAAAGUCUAAAUCGCCCCCUGUCUGCCAAGAGAAGUCCCCCUGGAAGUUCAGCAUCUAGAGUUUCAACAGCAGCAGUGAAGACUGCAGCAACUCCGGGCUCCCUGCAGCGCUCCCGCAGCGACAUUGAUGUGAAUGCGGCAGCCAGCGCCAAGUCUAAAGUAGCGUCCUCUGCCACACCUGCACCUUUCAGUUCAGCAGCUGCGCUGCCCCCCGGCUCCUAUGCAUCUCUAGGACGGAUCCGCACGAGGAGGCAGAGCUCAGGAAGCAACAGCAGCGUCGCCUCCGCUCAGCCGGACACCCGGGGACGAAGCAGAGCCAAGAUUGUGUCGCAGUCGCAGCCCGGCAGCCGCUCCAGUUCUCCUGGCAAAUUGUUGAGCAGUGGAUAUGGUCUAGCAACCAGUGCGCAGAGGGUCCCGCAGAUCCCAACCUCUGAGAAACGGAGCAAGAUCCCCCGCAGUCAAGGCUGCAGCCGCGAGACCAGCCCCAGCAGGAUAGGACUGGCCCGGAGCAGCCGCAUCCCCCGACCCAGCAUGAGUCAGGGGUGCAGCCGCGACACCAGCCGAGAGAGCAGCCGGGAUACAAGUCCCGCCAGGGGCUUUGCACCUCUUGCCUCUCGACGUCAUUCCAGGUCCACUAGUGCGCUCUCCACCUCCGAGUCUGUGGGGCAGUCAGAUCGCUAUGGGAUCGGCCAGUCGGGCAGAAUACCGUCCUCCAUGAACGCCAUGAGGGUGCUCAGCUCCAGUACAGACCUGGAGGCCGCCGUGGCUGAUGCACUGCUGCUGGGAGACCCCAGGAAUAAGAAAAAGCCGGUGAGGAGACGAUACGAGCCGUAUGGGAUGUACUCCGAUGACGAUGCAAACAGUGACGCCUCUAGUGCGUGCUCAGAAAGAUCUUACGGUUCAAGAAAUGGUGGGAUCCCUCACUACCUGCGCCAGACCGAAGAUGUGGCAGAGGUGCUGAACCACUGCGCCAGCUCCAACUGGUCAGAGAGGAAAGAGGGGCUGAUCGGCCUGCAGAACCUGCUGAAAAGCCAGAGGACGCUCAGCCGUGUGGAGCUGAAGAGGCUCUGUGAAAUCUUCACUCGGAUGUUUGCAGACCCCCACAGUAAGAGAGUCUUCAGCAUGUUCCUGGAAACAUUGGUGGAUUUUGUCAUCAUCCACAAGGACGAUCUCCAGGACUGGCUUUUCAUAUUACUCACACAGCUUCUGAAGAAAAUGGGCGCCGACCUGCUCGGCUCUGUGCAGGCCAAAGUGCAGAAGGCCUUGGAUGUGACCAGGGAUUCCUUCCCAUUCGAUCAGCAGUUUAACAUUCUGAUGAGAUUCAUCGUGGAUCAGACGCAGACUCCGAACCUGAAGGUGAAAGUCGCCAUCCUGAAGUACAUCGAGUCUCUGGCCCGGCAGAUGGACCCCACAGAUUUUGUGAACUCCAGUGAGACACGACUCGCCGUCUCCCGAAUUAUCACUUGGACGACGGAACCAAAGAGCUCAGAUGUAAGAAAGGCGGCACAGAUUGUCCUGAUCUCUCUGUUUGAGCUGAACACACCGGAGUUCACCAUGUUACUGGGAGCGCUGCCGAAAACCUUCCAGGACGGCGCCACCAAACUACUGCACAACCAUCUGAAGAACUCCAGCAACAGCAGCAUGGGCUCCCCAAGCAACACAAUGGGCCGAACCCCCUCCCGACAUUCAAGCAGCCGGUCAAGUCCCUUAACGUCUCCAACUAACUGUUCUCACGGUGGCCUCUCCCCGAGUUUGCUGGAUUAUGACACUGAAAACCUGAAUUCUGAUGAAAUCUACAGUUCCCUCCGAGGAGUCACUGAAGCCAUAGAGAAAUUCAGCUUCCGCAGCCAAGAGGAUCUCAACGAGCCGUUGAAGAGGGAUCCAAGGAAGGACGGCGAUCUGGUCUCCCGUGAGGCUGGAAUGGCGUCUCCUGUCAGUGACCUCCGUAGCGGAUCGGACAUGGUUGAAGGCGGUCGGAUGGCGCUCGACAACAAGACUUCAUUGCUAAACACCCAGCCGCCUCGAGCGUUUACUGGGCCACGUGGGCGAGACUACAGCCCCUAUCCCUACUCCGACUCCAUCAACAGUUAUGACAAGACCGCCCUGAAGGAAGCCGUGUUUGACGACGACAUGGACCAGCUACGAGAUGUUUCUAUUGACCACUCUGACCUGGUCGCCGACCUGUUAAAGGAACUGUCCAAUCACAACGAGCGGGUGGAGGAGAGGAAAGGCGCGCUGUGCGAGCUGCUGAAGAUCACACGAGAGGACAACCUGGGGGUCUGGGAAGAGCAUUUCAAAACCAUCCUCCUCCUCCUCCUGGAGACUCUGGGAGACAAAGACCACGCGAUUCGAGCUUUGGCGUUAAGAGUUCUCCGGGAAAUCCUGCGGAACCAACCGGCGAGGUUUAAAAACUACGCAGAGCUGACGAUCAUGAAGACGCUGGAGGCGCACAAGGAUUCUCACAAAGAGGUUGUCAGAGCAGCAGAAGAAGCUGCCUCCACCCUGGCGAGCUCUAUCCAUCCGGAGCAGUGCAUCAAGGUCCUGUGUCCCAUCAUCCAGACGGCCGACUACCCCAUCAACCUCGCCGCCAUCAAAAUGCAGACUAAAGUCAUUGAGCGCAUCUCAAAGGAGUCGCUGCAUCAGAUCCUGCAGGAUAUCAUCCCCGGCUUAUUACAGGGCUAUGACAACACGGAGAGCAGCGUCCGUAAAGCGAGCGUCUUCUGUCUGGUAGCCAUUUAUUCUGUGAUUGGAGAGGAACUGAAACCUUACCUGGCGCAGCUCACAGGCAGCAAGAUGAAACUUCUGAACUUGUACAUUAAAAGGGCGCAGACCACGAACAGCAAUAGCAGCUCGUCCUCCGACGUCUCCACACACAGUUAGUGGCAUCGUUCUGUCCUGGGGCGGCUUCUAGAAAGUGGCAUCUGAGCGUGCGCCAGCACCUUCCGUGCGCAGGACGUGUCCGAUGGCGGCCACAACUAACACUAAUAGAAUUGACGACUUCACCACUGGAGAAGCCGGCGAGGCUCCCAGGGCUCCAGCGCUGAAGGGCUUUUAUUUGUCCAGAAAAUGCCGUUUCUCUUUUCCAUUUGCUGAAACUUCCUAAAACAAAUAAAAAACUGCCCAAUUCAGAGCGGCGAACGAAGACGCCAUCAGCUGCGCCUCUCGAGGGUUGAUGCAAUCAGUAUUUUAUUUAAAAUGUAUAUGAAUUCUCCGCUUCUUCUUCCUUCAUAAAUUGAAUGUAGAGAUUCCGGAUCCAGUGAUGAAUUCCUCCAAGGAAAACCGCCGCUCAGCGUUGGCGUUAGACGCUGCAGGCGCUGAUGGUUUGCAUCUCUUCUCUUUCCUGUCUUUCUUUCUGCUGUUUUAUUUUGUAAAUACUCGGUGCUCGUUUUACUGGCGCCGUAUCCGCAGAGGGAGCUGGUGACGCGGUGAGGGUCAGCGAAACACAUUAAAACAAUUUCACAUUCAGCGACUGGACAAGACCUUAAUUAGAUGUCCUCAGCGCGUGCGUCUGUGCCAUCUUGUGUGCACAGGAGAGUUCAGCAGUGAAGGCGCCAUUUUAUUGUUUCAGUAAAACGUCUGUCCAGCGUGAUGCAAGCGUCAAAGCUUUUAAAGGUUUUUUUUUUUUUUAACUUAAUCUCAGUGGUGACGAGAGUUGUCAGGGCGUUUUUUUUUUUUUUUGUUUCUUUUUACAUUCUCGACCUUUCGCUGUGAGUGAAGCUGCGCAUUGCGGAGGAAGCUCCGACUCCUUCCAGUAGAAGAGUCGUCGUUUUAAGUCUUAGUCCAAGUCUUUCUCCUGUGUAGACCUCACAAGAUGGCGGCUGCAGGGGCAGAGCUACAGAUGAUGCAUGAGAUGGUGUCUCCUAUGAGGACUGGCAGCGGAUGAACCUCGGUCACCAUGCAUAAAGCCCCGACUCGGCUCCUCCCGCCGCAGUUUAGUCACCUCUGUUCUCACUGUGCCGCCAUCUUGUGCAUCCAUCUGCUCAUCACGUGAGGCAGUUUUUGGUUCUUUACUUUGUUCCUUUAUUUAUAAGAUAUUUAAUCACCCUGUAAAUAGGAAGCUCCACAUGUUCCUCGUGAGGUUGAGGCGCCUGCCCUGUAUGUAUGAUGCUGUAAUGGAAGGCGUGGAUCAGCUCUCCUGAACCUGAUCUACUCCACCAGUGCUCCGGGCAAUUUGUAUAUGUAUCUUCGUGGCCUGUUGUUACGCCAGGUGCCCCCCCCCCCCCCCACCACCACCACGCAGGUGGAGUGCACCUCGGCCUUCAGUUUUGGAGUGCUCUGCUUGAUCCUUAUUGACUGUUAAGGUGUAAGUGUGGCGGCCGAGCCCCUCAGCCUCCGCGCUCCUGCGUACUUGUCAGAAGUGGCUGUCGGUCUAAUAAAUUAAACAUUACUUGGAA